AUGAAUAUGGGGUUCAAAGGGCUGUAUACUAUUAUUUGGUUGCUGCAGCUGGCUGCUUUAGCGAUUAUUGUAAUGGCUUGCAUAACGACACCUGUUACCCGUUUGGCUUUGGCGACAAGCGGUGAUACAAGUUAUGGUAUAUUUGGGUCUUGUACGUCUUUGUUGUGUUAUGGUGUAAAUGAAACAAUUGAGCAGCAGAGAGUUGAUGGCAUGGAUUGGUUGUUCGCUGAUCAUGUCCGGGAAACGUUAUAUCAUAGCUUGUUGGUGACGCCAAUAGCGGCGGGGUUCACACUGUUUGCACUUGUGUUGAAUUUUAUAUCACAGUUUGGAAAUGCCAGUGCACAUAAGCCUGUUUUUCUUGGUAACUUCUUCUUCACGAUUUUCGCGUGUAUUUUAACUAUAGGCGCAUGUAUAUUGGUCAUAUUGAGUUUUUGGCCAAGGUUAACCUGGUGUGGGUUUUUGAUGAUAGGAGCAGCAGCGUUGACCUCCUUAUGUGUACCAAUGACUAUUGGGGCAUACUUACUGAAUAUACGAGAUAACAACGACGGAGAUACUAGUAGCGAUUAUGGGAGAAAGGGAUUCCUAAAGCAAGAAGAGCUGACGAGAAGCUUUACCAUUAGCAACCCUCCAAGAGAUUCCGCCGGAGGGACGACUGAUUAUUAUAAAAUGAAGGAUGACUUGUCGGCUGAAAGCACCCAGACAGGGUUCUCUGAGGUUUACGCUAAUACACAGGUUCCACAGUCGUAUCUAAUCUCGAAUCAUGCAGCAUCACUGAGUAGCGCUUAUAAGAAUCCUUCGGGAGGAGAUGCAAAUGCUACUGCACCAUACCCAUCUACAUCCUCUGGUUUAGCCUCCACGCCUCGAAAGGAGGGAUCAAGAGUUGGCAUGCCAUACCCUACCGGAGGAGCGGAUUUGGGUACUAUAAAUGACCACCAGCAGCAACAGCAGCAACUUCAGGGAUCGACUGCGGCUGCAAGUAAUAAUCAAAAUUACUAUGGCUCUUCUUCCAACAGUUUGAAUCAUAAUCAUUCAACCUUUUCGUCUACCAAUCCAGGUCAAAAGAGUCCAUACGGAAUGAAGUCUGGAAGUAAUCAACACUAUACGGCCUUCCCUGGAGCGCCUACAUACGGUCCUCUAGGUUAUGAGCGCAAACACUACAACACUCUCAGCCAGUCAUCUUCGAGUUAUGAUUUUUCUCCACCGCUUAUGGGUAAGUUAAAUUCAGAAGGGUACAACAAGGAGAGCGCUCUAAGUUACACAAACACCCCUAUUGCAGUACUCGGUAUUCCAAAUAGUGGAGUUUCGAAAGAUCAUCAGGCACACCUCUCUACGGAAAGACGUGGAGUGCUGCCUCCUUCUCAGGAGUAUGACGACGAAGAGUUUGUUAGACAGAAUACAAUUGAUCCUUCUUCAAGGCCGCCAUUGGAUGGUGACGAUGGUAUUGAAGAUGAUCGUUCGGAUUUCACAUCCGUCUCGCAAAGGGCUGCAAAUAGAGGAUACGGUGGUAGUCAUCUCUCAAUGUUGCCGGGUUCUAGUGCAAUCUAUGAUCCACGUUUCAACCAAAGUGCGAAUUUCCAACAAAGUUUAACAGCUCCUCAUAGUGCACAGUAUCUCGGACCAUAUACACCUCAACAGCAGUCUGGGUCGGCAUUGUACGGCACAGCCUUGGGAGCGCCUCGGUUGGCUGAUGCAUCCGAUAUGUUGUUACAGAAUAAUCCGGAUUUCAUGAUCAGUGCGCGACCAGCUUCAACUAAUACUCCAAAGUUUGGUAACCGUACGUCAAUGUCUCCAGGCCCGGCUUUGUCGCUACAGGGCUCGCACUACAAGCCUGCCUACAAGAAAAGGUUACAAAAGACAUCAGCAGUAACCGCGGCAUCAUUAAGCAGGGAUAGUCCUUAUGGUAACAGGUAA
Molecule: messenger RNA, 1911 nt
Organism: Eremothecium sinecaudum
Lineage: Eukaryota; Fungi; Ascomycota; Saccharomycetes; Saccharomycetales; Saccharomycetaceae
Gene: TOS7
Product: Tos7p
Exons: 1
Coding region: 1-1911 (636 amino acids)
Cellular component (GO): growing cell tip; cell division site; plasma membrane
Source: RefSeq, a predicted model, not a curated record